CUAAUGAUAGGACUAUAGACAUAGGACUACUGUGAUAGGCUAACCUAUUCAUCAUGACAUUAUGCAUAAACUAUUUAAUAUUCUUGCAAAAUAUAUAGGCUAUCCCAUGGCAAUAGGAAAAUUACUAAAGUCAGAAGAAAAUGCCUAGAAAGAAAAUCACUUUAUUCAAACCAAUGAAUGAACAAUUGACUGUGCUACCUUGAUGCAUUCUGCUCGCUUCCAACGCAGUUAUUUUACGCGUCAAUUGCCUUAUAUUCGCAAAACUUUUCGUUGCAGUCCUCAUUUUGUACCCGGUGACAAAAGUUUUUCUUUCAAGAAUAUGAAGGUAGUGCACCUGUUCUUCCUCUCUAUUGGUCGAAGCAUGACUACAGUACCCACGAAACCCUGCGCUCAGCCUCUUGCUCACUGUGCUCUGCGCCAGUCUGUUCAGGGAACCAGUUCGCUUGGCCUUUUUUCUGCCUUCUCACUGUUGUCUGGUGUCAACCUACACCCAGUAGACAUAUCCCUCCCUCUUCAACGACUGCUUCCAAUUUGCCUUCACUUUUCUUAUCACAAGCACUAUUGGCUUUUGCGCUGUCAGUCAGACGCCUCUACCGUAGCUGGAGUUUAGUAGCAACAGCUCGGAAACAUCUGGCUGCCGCAGCCCUUCUCUCUCCGCUCGCUCGGUCCGUCUUUCCUGCAGGUUGUUAUGGACAUUUGUUGAAAGUCAAUCUAGUUAUUUUUCAACCUCAAGAGGAUUUGACGAAGGACGCAGGUAGACGUUGGAGCUUGUUGUCUGUUAUGAAGACAGCAUGGAGUUCCCAGACCACAGCAGACAUUUGCUACAGUGUCUGAGUGAGCAGAGGCAUCAGGGUUUCCUUUGUGAUUCCACUGUGCUGGUCGGCGAUGCCCAGUUCCGAGCCCAUCGAGCAGUGCUGGCUUCAUGCAGUAUGUACUUCCAUCUCUUUUACAAGGACCAGCUGGACAAAAGGGACAUUGUUCAUCUGAACAGCGACAUUGUUACAGCCCCAGCGUUCGCUCUCCUGCUGGAGUUCAUGUACGAGGGGAAGCUCCAGUUCAAAGCCCUGCCCGUUGAGGAUGUGCUGGCUGCUGCCAGCUUCCUCCACAUGUACCACAUUGUCAAGGUCUGCAAGAAGAAGCUGAAGCACAAAGCCACUGCGGAGGCAGACAGCACCAAGAAGGAGGAGGACGCUUCCAGCUGUUCUGACAAAGUAGAGAGCUUCUCCGAGGGCAGCACGGGCCAACCAGCCACAGCUGACCUAUUGCCCAGUGAUGAUGAGGACCUGGAGUCCAAGCAGGACUCCAGCAGCCUGUGGAUGAGGCUACCCUCCGACCGGGCAGGCACCCCGGCCACUGCCACCAGCCCAGGGGAGGAUGACGCCCAUGGCAGUCCCUCCAAGCUGCAAUCCCCAACUGGCAGCCCCAGCAGCUCUAUAGGCUCCCUGUCCAGGAGGUCUGUGGGCUCACGUGGCUCCCGCAGAGUGUCGUCGGAUGCAGACUGUGUCCUGGACUUGUCUGUGAAGUCCAGCCUGACUGGGCCCAGUGAGGCCUUAUCCAAUAACCCUUACUUCUGUGGUGUGGUGAUGCCAGAUACCCUGCAGGGCACCCUGGUCCAGGUGAAGCAGGAGAAGAACACGGGCUCAGACCAUGAGGACCUGGUGAGUGGCGACUACGAGAUGGACCACAGCGGGCCCAAAGCCACCCCUCCCAGAACCAACGGAGGUCUGAACCACCACUUGGUCAGCAGCCAUGCUCACAGACGCCUGGAGGCCCACCUGUCAGCCCUGCGUGAUGCCACCCUGGCCAGUGAGCUGGAGCAUGACGACAAGGUCAGCAAUAAUGACAUGCUGGGCGGAGAGAGUGAGCGGGCCCAGGUCGAGGCGGCCAGCAUCGACAGCACCCUGCUGCCCUACGUGUCCAACAUGCUGAACGCCCCUCACACUCAGAUCUUCAUGUGCCCCCUGUGCAACAAGGUGUUUCCCAGUCCGCACAUCCUCCAGAUCCACCUCAGCACACACUUUCGCGAGCAGGAAGGCGUGCGCGCCAAGCCCACCAGCGACAUCAACGUGCCCACCUGCUCCAUCUGCGGCAAGACGUUCUCCUGCAUGUACACCCUGAAGCGCCACGAGCGGACUCACUCUGGAGAGAAGCCAUACACAUGCACCACGUGCGGGAAGAGCUUCCAGUACUCUCACAACCUGAGCCGGCACGCCGUGGUGCACACCCGAGAGAAGCCACAUGCCUGCAAGUGGUGCGAGCGGCGCUUCACCCAGUCCGGGGACCUGUACCGCCACAUCCGCAAGUUCCACUGCGAACUGGUCAACUCGCUCUCUGUUAAGAGUGAAGGCCUCAACCUGCCCACCCUCCACAGGGACUGGGCCAUAGAGGAUAGUUCUCAAGAACUGUGGAAGUGAAGCCUGCUGAAAUAAUCAGGACUUAUUUGUUUUUAAGCUAAAUGAGAGAGGUGUCAGUGAAGGUUGGGCAGAGAGGUAAGGGAGUUGGAGCACGGGUUGUGGGUAGGAGAGGGGUCUGAUUCACUCAUGUUUCUUGUACGUACAUUACAAAAUCUGCUUAAAUGGCACUUUAAUAGAACAUAAAGAUGUUACUACUGUUUUCAGUUCCAGUCAUUUGUUCUGUUCUAAUCUUUUAUUUGUUCAGAUUUAGUUCCAUAUAAAAAAAACAUGGGCGCUGGUAUCAACAGCCAGUGUUAUGUCAUCUUCUUGUGUAUAGAUACACUCCUUAAUCUAAGGCACACCUUCAACGACAACCAUAUGAAGUGUUCAGGUAACACAUUGACGUUAAAGAUUAUUAGAAUACACUAAACGGGUACUGUGAUCAUCAAUUUAUACCAGUACACAUAUGUGUGUGUAUUAAUAUGUGUGUAUAUAGUGCACUAUAUUUUUAUUAUCAAAUUUCAUUGGUGUGUGUUUGCGUGUGUGUGUGUGUGUGUGUGUGUGUGUGUGUGUGUGUGUGUGUGUGUGUGUGUGUGUGUGUUUAAGGAAACUGUGGAAAGAGGUCUGCUCUAACAAGCUUCUGCUCCUUAAGCUCUUGACUGAUGAAAGACAUAUGGCACUCAUGCAAUGUACAGCUUCCUUUUUCACAUGAAUUAAAGUAUUUUCUAAAAUUCUUUACGAAUGAUUAUUAUACAAUUUCUUAAAUCUAUCUGCAGCCUUUAAACAUCCCUUUAAUUUCAUUUGGCUGUAUCCUAUAGGUUUCUGUAGUGAUUAUGGAUUUGGUUUUGGAAAAUGGGAUCUGAUAUUGCAUGAAGUCCAACCUGUAUAUUUGAAAUGUGAAUUACUGUAUAACUGUACACUGUAAUUGAGCAAAUAUAGAACAGACUAUGUGAAUAUCCAAGGGUGCAGUCAGUUAAGAAACCCGGAAUAUUCCAGUUAUGGAAAAUGCAUGAAUAUGAUUUAUCUUACAUUUUCUUGUUUUUUUUGGGGGGGGGGGGUGUAUUCUAAAUUAACUUAUUUCAUUCUUAAGUAGUUUAUUUAUUUUCUCUGCUCUUUUUGAGAGUCUGUCGGGACUCCUUUGAAAUGUUCUUCUGGGCUGUGAAGAUAUUGUGUCAAUGCACUGGUCUUGGGUUUGAGUUUGUGUAACGGAAUGUGAGGUGAAGUUUGUCGUCAGACUGACAGAGGUGGCAGUGUGGGCUGAAUGCCAGUAGUGACCUAACUAAUCUACUGAAGAUCUCCUCUACUGUGUUUGCCUCCCGCCCACACAGCACUUCAUCACAGUCUACUCUGCUGCAUGGUGGUCAGGGAGUUAAGGUUCCCAACUACUGUAGCUAUAUCCAGUUAACAUUCUGCUUUGGUAUUUUCUGCUUUCUCAUCGACAUUAAGUAAGCGUUGUGGGUAAUUUAUUUAUAUUUUUAUUUGGCACCUGUUUCUAACUGUGCGGCCAAUGAGAAGGUUUCACACUGAUCUAUGAGAGAGAUGCUCACCUGCUCAUGCCUGAGUACUCCUGGAGGUUAUUUCUGUUUCAACAGUAAAGCCUGUGUACUCCUGAAGGUCCUUUCUGUUUCAACAGUAAAGCCUGAGUACUCCUGAAGGUUAUUUCUGUUUCAAUAGUAAAGCCUGUGUACUCCUGAAGGUUCUUUCUGUUUUAAAUGGUAAAAGCUGAAGAAUCAGAGAGCAGCACUACACGCUCCUAAUUUGAAUGUCUGCGUGUAUCUGUUUGAGUGCUCCUAUGUACGUACUGUAUGUAUGUACACGUGCGUGUUUUGUACUGAAAGCGUAAUCCUUGCUUUUGAAGGGGGAGAAUUGGCAUGCUUGAUUGCACCAUUAAAGCUUAUUUAACUGAGAUUUAUUGCUGAAAAUAUGCCUAUAUGAAAAUUACAGUUAUAAAUUAUAGAUUCACGAAAUCAUGGAUACUAUUACAUUCAAGAGGAGAUUUAUUUGAAAUUUAUUUGAAAUUAUUGAAUUAACCUUAGUAUUAUAAUAUCUAAUUUUCAUUUGAACUGUUCUUUAUUUCAAUAUUUUAUUUAGGAUUUUUCAAAUUUUUUGGAAUGUGAACAUUCUGAGAAAACUCUGCACUCAAAAAAUGUUUGUGCACAAAAAUCAUGGAAUCAAUCAAACAAAAGCAAAAGUUGAACUCUACACAAACUCAGUUGUUAUUAGUAUGGUUAUGAAUGUCUGCACAUUGGCAUGUCUGGCAGGUCCACACUGGCCCGGGGGUUUGGUUUGCUCUUCAGUGGACAUGGUGGUGGCAGCAUCAGCUGGUGACAUGGGUGCUCCUUGCCAACUGCACACACUCAUGGCAUUUUGCACAGUGGUAAUUGAUCUCUUUGCAUCCAUGGAAAAUAUAUCAUAUGUGAGUUAGCUCUCUGUUUGAAGACUUAUUUACAAUUAUUGCUGACUUCUUAUUGUACUUGACCGCCUUAAACUACUGUAAACAGCUUGUUUUUUUUCACUGAAAGUGUGUGUAACUGGACUGUUUAUUGACCUUUUUGAAAUGGAAAGGAAGCUGUGAAAUUACCCAAUAAGCAUCUCCGUUUACAUCAAUCCAACUUUGGUUACUUGAAAACAGGAAAGGUCCAAUGGGGGAAAAAACGUUCAAAUGUAGACGACAAUGAAGAGAGGGGAGGGGGGAAAUAGAAAGAAAUCGGUUAAAAAGGACAAUCACUGUCUGAAAAAGAAGCAGAUUUUGAUUCAAAUAUAUUUGCUUCCCUGUGAGAUUUGGUUUAUUUUUCUGGAUUUAAGCAUUUAGCUUUGACAAUCAUAGUAUGUUUUGUUUUUUCUCAAGAGGAGUAAAUUCUAAGGCUGUUUAGUUUUGUACUUUUUUGGUGUGCUGUUGUUGAAAUUUUUCAAUUGUGUGCAAACUGCAAUAAAUUAUAAGAACCUUAAAACUCAA
Molecule: messenger RNA, 5349 nt
Organism: Salvelinus fontinalis (brook trout)
Lineage: Eukaryota; Metazoa; Chordata; Actinopteri; Salmoniformes; Salmonidae
Product: zinc finger and BTB domain-containing protein 18-like
Exons: 2
Coding region: 792-2414 (540 amino acids)
Biological process (GO): regulation of transcription by RNA polymerase II
Cellular component (GO): nucleus
Molecular function (GO): protein binding; DNA-binding transcription factor activity, RNA polymerase II-specific; RNA polymerase II cis-regulatory region sequence-specific DNA binding
Source: RefSeq, a predicted model, not a curated record